CGGACUACCUAGAUGACCAACGGGACUUGUCGGCAGCGACCUCUGGAUUCUCCCAGAGACUGUACCAGAAAGUGGCACUGGGCUUACCAAGUAUGGUCUACUCACCUUACAGCGUCCAUUCGGUAUUGGCAAUGACGUCAUUAGGCGCCAGAGGAAAAACAGCUACAGAAAUGAAACAGGCGCUUGGGAUUACAUCUCUUGCUGACAAUACUCAUGAGAUUUAUAAGAAACUUAUUUCGGAUAUGAACUCUGUACCGGAUGUGAAAUUAAACACAGGAAACGCCAUUUUUGUGAACCCUGCAUACGAAAUCGUGCCUCAAUUUGUGGCUGAUGUUGAGAGCAAGUACUUCGCCAAGGCUGGUAACAUUGACUUGUCUGCCCCUGGGGGACCAGAGGAACCAAUCAACACCUACGUGGCAAAUGCUACAGGAAAUAUGAUACAAAAUCUCCUUCCAAAAGGUUUGGUAUUGUCUGAACACCAUCAGUAA
Messenger RNA from Physella acuta, 488 nucleotides. RefSeq names its product leukocyte elastase inhibitor B-like. Gene Ontology annotation, biological process: negative regulation of endopeptidase activity. NCBI's taxonomy places the organism in Eukaryota, Metazoa, Mollusca, Gastropoda, Physidae. The record is from RefSeq and is a predicted model, not a curated record. Gene Ontology annotation, molecular function: serine-type endopeptidase inhibitor activity.